GACAAAGGGGGGGGGGCUGGGUGGCCCUGGGAGGGGGCAGCUCCGUCCCCAGCUGUCCCCAGCUGUCCCCAGCUGUCCCCGUGUCCCCCCAGAGGUGUUCCCGCAGCAGAUGGAGGGCGUGAAGCUGAUCGUCAACAAGGCGCUGAGCAGCCACUUCCAGGUGACACACACGGUUCACAUGAGCACCCUGGGGGCCUCCAACUACCACUUCAACGCCACCUUCGUGGGCGACCGGCAGCUGGGACCCACCGAGACGCACCAGGCCAAGUUCGUGACGUGGCAGUUCGACGGCGAGUACCGGGGCGACGACUGCACCGCCACCCUCACGCUGGGCAACCCCGACCUCCUCGGCGAGUCCGUGAUCCUGGUGGCGCAUUUCCUGCAGAGCGUCACCUCCCGCCUGGUGCUGGGCGGCGAGAUGGUUUACCACCGGCGGCCGGGCGAGGAAGGCGCCAUCCUCACGCUGGCGGGCAAAUACACGGCCCCGAACUGGGUGGCCACGCUCAACGUGGGCUACGGCGGCGCCCACGCCAGCUACUACCACAGAGCCAACGAGCAGGUGGGCGUUCCUGUCACCCCCCCCCCGGGCCGGCGCGGGGAGCCACCGUGCCACCGGCCGUCGCCCGACCCCCGGG
Molecule: messenger RNA, 635 nt
Organism: Oxyura jamaicensis (ruddy duck)
Lineage: Eukaryota; Metazoa; Chordata; Aves; Anseriformes; Anatidae
Product: mitochondrial import receptor subunit TOM40B-like
Exons: 5
Biological process (GO): protein import into mitochondrial matrix
Cellular component (GO): mitochondrial outer membrane translocase complex; mitochondrial outer membrane
Molecular function (GO): transmembrane protein transporter activity
Source: RefSeq, a predicted model, not a curated record